This is a messenger RNA of Paraphaeosphaeria sporulosa, 1289 nucleotides long. RefSeq lists its product as uncharacterized. The transcript has 2 exons. The coding region runs from base 469 to 840 and encodes 123 amino acids. The record is from RefSeq and is a predicted model, not a curated record. Lineage: Eukaryota; Fungi; Ascomycota; Dothideomycetes; Pleosporales; Didymosphaeriaceae.
CGCGGUGCUGCCAAACUGGAGAGCCGUGCGCAGGGCUCGUUUCAGCGUGCGUCUGUCUGGACACGCAAAAGAGCCGCUGCUCCCGCCCAAGGGCCCUCCAAAGCUGCAAGUGCUUUUGCGUCCCUCGCCAUCCCGCUCCUCCAGCACACGUCUCUGAACCCAGCCGCUGCUGCACCGCUAGCCGCCGCCCCUGCCUUCCUGCCCGACGCCCUGUUCCUGUCGCUGCCCACGCCUUCUUCGUCACCCCUUGCCGAUCCGCUCCCUUGACGGGCGUGAAACCUUAGCCAGCGAGCACCGACUUUUCUGCGCCGCCGCCUCCUGCUGCCAACUCACCCGCUCGUCUCUCUCCCUUCCCACGCUACCGAGCGCAGCGUGUUCUUGUGGGCGCAAUAAGACCGUCCGCCCCGCUGGCCCUGCACCUGCCGAAACACACCCACGCGCCCCGUCACCCGUCACCACUCAGUCACCAUGACCAAGUCUCUGGAGUCCUCCCGGCCCAUGCUGGCCAGCUCUACCGGCAACCGUGCCUCAACACGCAUGUCGACGUACAGCACAGCACCCACCCUGACGCCCUCGGUCGCGCCCUCACACCUUUCCGAAGCCUCAUCUACCGCCGGCGACCCAAGGGCCCAGGAAAUCAAGUCUUGGAACGAGGGCUUUGAGCGUCUCGAGGACAAGCGCCUUGUGCAACAGCGCUACAUGCUCAACAACGAGAAGACAGACAACAUGAGCAAGCUCGCUCUCGGCGCAAAAUUGGACCGCGCUCUUGCGCGACGCAUGUCAGGUCAGGAUGCCGUCUUCCGACCGAAAGUCCUCAGCGAGAAGAAGGUGGAGGCAUAAGCCUGCCCGUCCACCCAAUCGCUCAUCACGUUGAUUUCUUCGCAAUCCGAUAAUACCUUCCGACACAUUGCUGCUCGCAGCACAUCCCCGCAACCUGCACUUCCGAUUCCAAGCAACAAGCAUGAUAUCCCUUGAGAGUGGCGAUUGUCACGCCGAAUAAAACGCCAACCCACAUUGGCCUUUUUACCUUUGUUUUGCGUACCACACCGAACACAGCAUGGAGGAGCCUGGCCAGAGACGCCGAGAGGGAGUGGCAUUGGCGGUGUACUAUGGCGGACCUCAUCACAUCUCCCACUAUUUUUCUUUGGGGCUUCCAGCGGUGUUUCUAAGAUAUCUGGGUUAAGGAUUUCAAGGCGUCUGUCCCACGGCCGGCGGAUUGUGCCGGCUUUCACUCUAUCUACUUUGUUACCAGCAUUUCAGACAAUGAAUCGGCAUGUGCUCCAUCCUGU